Talaromyces atroroseus is the source of this 891-nucleotide messenger RNA. RefSeq names its product putative NADP-dependent mannitol dehydrogenase. The record is from RefSeq and is a predicted model, not a curated record. Gene Ontology annotation, molecular function: oxidoreductase activity, acting on NAD(P)H, oxygen as acceptor. The transcript is spliced from 3 exons. Gene Ontology annotation, cellular component: intracellular anatomical structure. NCBI's taxonomy places the organism in Eukaryota, Fungi, Ascomycota, Eurotiomycetes, Eurotiales, Trichocomaceae. The coding region runs from base 1 to 891 and encodes 296 amino acids.
AUGGCUGCUUCUCCCCUCGACCAGAAUGCCGUCUUCGUGCACGAUAAUGCUCCUCCCCCGCCCCAACUGCAGGGAAGCUUGCUAGCUCUUUUCUCCCUCAAAGGGAGGACAGCCAUCGUCACCGGCGGUGCUGCUGGUAUCGGUCUCAGCGUGGCCCAGGGUCUCGCAGAAGCCGGUGCCAACAUUGCUUUGUUCUAUAACACCAACGAAAAGGCUCUAGAGCGUGCUGCCGAGAUCGAGAAGAAAUAUGGCGUAAAGGCCAAGGCAUAUAAGUGUGAGCUGCGCGACUACAAGAAAGCCGAGGAUACCAUCAACGAGGCCGUCAAGGACUUUAAUGGCCGCUUGGAUGUUUUCAUUGCUAACGCAGGUAUUCCAUGGACUCAGGGUCCCACUGUCGACGGCCCCAUCCAGCACUACUUGGAUGUUGUCCAGACUGAUCUCGAUGCCACUUGGUACUGCGCUCGUGCUGCUGCUGCCCACUGGCGACGACAGAAAGAGGAAGGCACCGACCUCUUCGGCAACAAACUUGAAAACUUCACCUACGGAAGCUUUGUCGCCACGGCCUCCAUGAGCGGUCACAUUGUCAACAUUCCCCAGCUUCAGGCUCCUUACAAUGCGGCCAAGGCCGGUGUCCGUCACCUGGUCAAGUCUCUUGCCGUUGAGUGGCCCAAGUUCGCCCGUGCCAACACCAUCUCUCCUGGAUACAUUGCCACCGAGAUCUCCAACUUCGUCCCUCAGGAGACCCACAAUAUCUGGAAGAGCAAGAUCCCUCUGGGCCGUGAGGGUCUGCCUGAAGAACUCAAAGGUGCCUUCCUGUACCUCGCUAGCGAUGCCUCCAGCUACACCACAGGAACCGACAUCAUCGUUGAUGGUGGCUACUGUGCUCCUUAG